Molecule: messenger RNA, 3783 nt
Organism: Phaeodactylum tricornutum CCAP 1055/1
Lineage: Eukaryota; Bacillariophyta; Bacillariophyceae; Surirellales; Neidiaceae
Gene: SMC1
Exons: 4
Biological process (GO): sister chromatid cohesion
Cellular component (GO): nucleus; chromosome; cohesin complex
Molecular function (GO): ATP binding; DNA binding; ATP hydrolysis activity
Source: RefSeq, a predicted model, not a curated record
CGUCGUCGUCGUGCGAGUGUGUGUGUGUGUGUGUGUUCGUUGCGGCGUUGACCGAUACUCGCGUCGUCCACCAUGCCCGUCACGUCGCUGGAACUCGAGAACUUCAAGUCCUACGCGGGCUUACAAACCAUCGGACCCUUUCGCGACUUUACGUCCGUCAUUGGCCCCAAUGGUGCCGGCAAGUCCAAUCUCAUGGACGCCGUCAGUUUCGUCCUCGGCGUACAGUCCCGCGAUUUGCGCAGUACCGUCCUGGCGGAUCUCGUCUUUCGUCCUCCCACGACGAUUGGUACUACUGUGAGUACUACUAGUACGACGCCCGCACUCCGCGCGUCGGCCACGCUCGUGUACGCCGACGCCGUCACCGGCGCCGAGACACGCUUCGGACGGACCAUUGGCGUCCGCGGAGUCGGGGAGUACCACCUGGACGGGAAGGUUGUUUCCUGGACGGACUACGAAGCCGCCCUCGCCGACAUUGGGGUCCUCGUCAAGGCGCGGAACUUUCUCGUCUUUCAGGGAGACGUGGAAGCCUUGGCGCGCAAGUCGCCGGCGGAACUCACCGCCCUCGUCGAGCAAAUUGCCGGAUCCGCCGGACUCGCGGACGACUACCGCCAACGACACGCCGACAAGGAACAAGCGCAGCAGAAUACCGUCUUUCUGUUGCAACAGCAAAAGACGCUCCGGGCCGAGCGGAAACUACUCAAGGAACAAAAGACUGAGGCCGACCGGUUCCACCAACUACUCACGGAAAAAGCCGACGUCGAGACCGAGCUCUAUUUGUGGAUACUCUACCACUUGGACCGGGACCGACACGAGCGGGACGCCGUCCUCGGGGAACUCCGCGACGAACGGGACGCCCACCGCGCCACCGAACAAACACACGCCGAGACACUCCAACAAGCCAAAAAGCAAGCCAGUGCGGCCCGGAGGGAGACCGGACAACGCCAACAACGCCGGGUGGAACUCGCCGCACUCGCGGAUCGACUAGAACCCGCCGUCAUACAAACCACGGAAGAAAUCAAAUCCCUCGCUAACAAACUCGCGCAGGACGAGAAACAAGUCGCCAAGAAACAGACGGAGGCCGAUACGCACCGGGAACGAAUCGACGCGAUUGCCAAGGAAAUUGCCGACUACCGCACACAGCUGACCGCGUUGGAACGCGACUACGACGAAAUCAAGGCCAACGCCGCUCCCGUCCAACUCACGCCCGAGCAAGAAACACGUUACGAAGCGCUCCGCUACCAGGCUGCUGCCGCCAGUGCCGCACCAAGACACGCGCUCCAUGCCGCCCAACGACGCCUGGAGCAGGCACGUGCUCACGUUGCUACACUCCAACACACGCUCCAAGAAGCCCAAGCGGCCCAGGCGGAAACCGCACGCGACGUACAGGCACUCGACACCCGACGCGAGAAACUUACCAAGAGUCUCGCAAAUACUACUCAGGAUCUGCAGGCAACGGAACAUGAACUGGUGCAAGUCCAAGGACAGGCGCAGCGGGUCCAAGUUCGUCGCCAGGAAUUGGAUGUUGACAUAGAAAAGCUCGAUGCGUCCUUACGGGAGGCCAAGUACGACAGUACCCGUAGUAAGGACGAGGAAUGUUUGGUGCGGGCCAUCGCCUCACUCCAACAGCACUUUACCGGGGUUCACGGUCGACUCGUCGAUUUGUGUCGCCCCGUCUCCCGCAAAUUCAAUCUCGCUGUUACCGUCGCGGCCGGGAAAGACAUGGACGCCAUUGUUGUGGAUACCAAGCAGACGGCCUUUGAGUGCAUCAAGUACUUGCGCGAACAGCGCGUCGGUACGGCCACCUUUCUGCCCUUGGAUAGUCUACAAACGCCGUCACCCGAUAGUACGGAACGAUUGCGGGCGCACGUGGCCAAGGACGGCCGAUACAGCCUGGUAGCCGACGUAAUUGCUUGUGACGACGCGGUCCACCGAGCCGUGCAAUACGCCGUGGGGAAUACGGUCGUGGCCGAAGAUCUGGAUGCGGCCCGGGAACUGUGCUUUGGAUCGUCCUCGUCGCGGCGAGGCGGUCGGUCCGAGGGAAACUCACCCCAAUCUCGCGUCAAGGCGGUCACCUUGGGAGGGGCCGUCAUUAGCAAAGCGGGUACCAUGACGGGUGGAGUCACACGAGACGAGGACUCCAAAUCGGGACGCUGGGAUGCGCAGAAUCUCCAUAAAAUUCAGGAGCAGAAAGCUCAGUUGGAAGCGGAACGGGAGGCCUUGGAUACCGGCGGUGCCUCCAACAGACGCAGCGGAGUUGGGGCUGGUGGGUCUUUGGGACACGCGAGCAAGAUCGAAGAGCUCCGGAACAAGGUUGGUAAUCUCCGCAACAAAGACCAGUAUUCAAAAAGCGAUCUGGAGUUUACCAAAAAGCAACUGGAGGAAAAGACGGUGUUGCUAAAGUCGACCGAAAAGCAGCUCGCCAAGUUGGAAAAACAAGUGGCGGCGGGCGAAAAGGAAUUUUCCAAGGCCAAUACUGCGGUCCAGAAGGGAAUUGCCGCAGUCAAGGCGGCGGAGGAUGAGCUUCUUGGAGAUUUCCGUGACGAGACUGGUCUGCGAGAUUUGAACGCUUACGAAGAGGCGAUCGGAAAAAGCCGGGAUGAAUUCAACGAGAGGAAACGCACGUUUAUGGAGCACAUUGCGCAGCUGGAGCAACAAACAAAAUACGAGUCGGGGCGUGAUCUCCAACAGCCCAUUGUACGUAUCGAAAAGCGGAUCAAGGAACGUAAGGCUGCUCUUGCCAAAGCGAAGAAGAAGGAAUCUGAACUGCGCAAGAAGGUCGAUGAGGCCAAAGCGAAUCUGGCCGAAGCGGAAAUCAAGGUGGAGGAAGCGAUCGACAACGAGAAGAAAUUCGAGGAGCAAGUGCAGGAUGCUCAAAGUGCCUUGACGGAGGCCCAGAAUGAGCGGAUUCGUAUUGACAAAGCCAUUGGAUCGGAAGAGACAGCGCUCGAACGCCUUCGUGCAAAGUUGCAUGAUACCUUGCAAAAAGCGCAUGUAGAGGAAGUCUUGCUGCCGCGAGUUGGAGAUGACAACGCAUCUCAGGCUUCGAGCGUAGAUUUCUCCCGAAUGCCCAGUCCUCUGAAGCAGCGCAUGAGUGACCGCGAUGAAAAGCGAAUGCGCAAGGAGUUCGAGGACAAGCUGGCCAAAAUAGCUGCCAACAUUGAGAGUAUCACUCCAAAUAUGAAGGCCAGCGAAGCGUUCUCUACCAUAACCGAUCGCCUCAAAGGAAGUAGCUCGGACUACGAAAAGUCCAAAGAGAAGUCUGCGAAAGCGGCUCAGGCCUUUCAACGAGUCAAGGCAAAGCGCGCUAAACUAUUUAACGAGGCUUUCAACCAUAUUGAUGAGGCUUUGAAGACAAUCUACACCGACAUGACCAAGAGUAGCAAGCAUCCUUUAGGUGGGAAUGCCUAUCUUAGCCUCGACGAUGCCGAAGAGCCGUAUAAAGGUGGAAUCAAGUUCAAUGCGAUGCCACCGAUGAAGCGAUUUCGUGACAUGGAACAGCUAAGUGGCGGCGAGAAGACGGUAGCCGCUCUGUCACUAUUGUUUGCCAUUCAUUCGUUCCACCCGGCGCCGUUUUUUAUCAUGGACGAAAUUGAUGCAGCGUUGGACAACGUCAACCUUCGCAAGGUUUGCAACUAUAUCAAGCAACGCAGCCAGACAGAUUUUCAGUGCAUCGUAAUCAGUCUCAAAGACAUGUUCUACGAGCACAGCCAAGGAUUAGUAGGUAUCUACCGCGAUGUCGGUACGAACUCGAGCCAUACUCUUACUUUAGACUUGACGAAAUUU